Molecule: messenger RNA, 912 nt
Organism: Gossypium raimondii (Peruvian cotton)
Lineage: Eukaryota; Viridiplantae; Streptophyta; Magnoliopsida; Malvales; Malvaceae
Exons: 2
Coding region: 158-760 (200 amino acids)
Source: RefSeq, a predicted model, not a curated record
CGAUAAUGAUGUCAUUCACAAUCCAAAAGCUAAAAGAAAACAACACUUUAUCUAUCAGUAUCAGCUUCAAUUAGGCCCUUCAAUCACCAAUCCAUGUCUUUUUCUCUUAUAAUCCCUUAAAUUCCCGUAAAAAACCCAUUUUAUAUACCAUCAGAAAAUGCUAGAUCCAGCCUCCGAUAUGCUUCCGCCGCCGUCUUCCCCCACCAUCUCUUCCGUUUCCUCUUCUGAUCUCGACACUGAGUCGACAGGUUCAUUUUUCCAUGAUAGAAGCACUACAUUGGGUACUCUAAUGGGUGUGAGUUUUCCGGCCAUUACUUUCCGAGCACCGUCACGGCACAACCACCGCGAGACGCAACCCGCGAGCCCCGGUUCUUCCACGGCGAAACCCAAGAAGAGGAGGGCGUUGACGGCGGCUUUCGGGUCGGAGCGUUCAGGUAGACGGCGGAGGAAGUGGUGGCAGAUUUGCCGGGAUGGGGAUUCAAAGCCGGCUUCUCUGGGUGAGUUUCUGGAGGUUGAGCGGAGGUUCGGCGACGGAGCGUUUUACGGUGCGACGGCGGAACUGGAAGGAGUGAUGGGGACGGGUCACGAUGAGAAUCACGAGGCGAGGAAUGGACGGUCGUUGUUUGCUGAUGGAAGGGUGUUGCCUCCUCCUUCGGCGGCGGCAGCUCCUCCGGCAGGUGAUGACGACGACGAGAAAUCGACGGCUCUUUGUAGAUUCCCGGUGUCGCUCACGGGGAUAUGUAGCGGAGGCGUUGGAUAAAGUGUACUUUUUUGACUUUUCCACUCCUUUACCCUUUCAUUUUUUAUUUGUUUAAUUAUAAUCUAAUCCACCGCAUUUAAUUUUUAUCUUUCUUUAAAAAAGACAAUUUAAUUUGGCUUUAUUUAUUCCAAUCAUUUAUAUUUUCUUCUUAA